Molecule: messenger RNA, 1006 nt
Organism: Momordica charantia (bitter melon)
Lineage: Eukaryota; Viridiplantae; Streptophyta; Magnoliopsida; Cucurbitales; Cucurbitaceae
Product: small ribosomal subunit protein uS7
Biological process (GO): translation
Cellular component (GO): small ribosomal subunit
Molecular function (GO): RNA binding; structural constituent of ribosome
Source: RefSeq, a predicted model, not a curated record
UUCGACUCAAGAGCCCUAUUUCAGAUUUAAGGUUUUCGUUACUCCAAUCAGAAAGCUCUUGCCUCUAACACUCAUCUCUCUCACUGCCUCACCCGCCGUUCGACGUCCUAUUGUCGGCCGUCGCCUCUCACGUUCUGAGCUUCCAUCUCUCUCACGAAAUGGAAGUUGUGGUUGAAGCGGAUCAGGAACUUACCCAGCCUCACCAUGAUGUGAAGCUUUUCAAUCGUUGGACCUUUGAUGAUGUCCAGGUUAAUGACAUCUCUCUGGUGGAUUACGUUGGAGUUGCACCUGCCAAGCAUGCAACUUAUGUUCCACACACGGCUGGUCGAUACUCUGUGAAGCGUUUCAGGAAAGCCCAAUGCCCAAUUGUGGAGAGACUUACAAACUCACUUAUGAUGCACGGUAGAAACAAUGGGAAGAAACUAAUGGCAGUGAGGAUUAUCAAGCAUGCAAUGGAGAUUAUUCAUCUACUAACUGAUCUUAAUCCAAUUCAAGUUAUCGUUGAUGCUGUUGUUAACAGUGGACCCCGUGAAGACGCAACCAGAAUUGGUUCAGCUGGUGUUGUUAGGCGUCAAGCUGUGGAUAUUUCCCCAUUGCGACGUGUAAAUCAGGCAAUAUACCUUCUUACAACUGGUGCUCGUGAGGCUGCUUUCAGAAACAUCAAAACAAUCGCAGAAUGUUUAGCUGACGAACUCAUCAAUGCUGCAAAGGGCUCAUCGAACAGUUAUGCCAUCAAGAAAAAGGAUGAGAUUGAGAGAGUUGCAAAGGCCAAUCGUUAAGGAUAGUUGGGAAAAAGAGAGAAUAGGGAGCUCCCAGUACAACAGGAGUUGAUUUUUGUUGUUCUUUCCCAAGUUUUUACGAACAUGGUUGUUGUCGAUGUUUGGUUUUGUCAUUUUAGUUGUGAGAAUUCAUCCAACGCUUGAUUAAGGAUUAAGAGUUUUGAUAUGGAUAUUACUUUAUAUUUACUAUUGAGUAAAUUGCAAAAAUGUAACCUUGCAUUUGUAGA